AUGGUUGAGGGCGAAUCUUCUCUCACGGCCCAUUCCGUCUUCGCUAACGACCUGGUUCACCGUGUCAUGAGUGGAGGGACCUCGAUACCAGAAAUGCAUGAAAGAAUCGAGACGCUCCGGAACAUGGUCGAAGCCAUGAAAAAGCAGCCGGCUGCUCAUGAGAUGACCUACCCCCAUGCGAAGCCGACCCAUUUCGGUUCUCCGAAAGGUUGUGACUUGCCUCCAAUCGCCAAGACUCUGGAACUUCUCAAACUAACCCGGGCCAAUCCGCAACUGGGCAUCGCCUGGGUGUUUGAGUUGUUUGAGAUGGAACACUUUCCUGAGACCUGUCUCGCGUUGUACAUGGCGGAAGAGUACAACGCGGCUCAAUUCAUCACGGUUAACGUCGGGUUGCAUAUCCUGUUCUCCGGAUAUAGCUAUCUCCACCGGGAGAAAGAGCAAGAGUACCUUGAUCUUGCUCUUAUCUGCGCGGUCAACGUUGAGACAGCCCUUCUCAGCCUCCCUUUACAUCUCCCCGCCAACGACGAUGUGAUUGUGGCUCUUUCCUUUGGCGUCUUCUAUGCGGUCGAGCUAGGCAAGCCGGCGUUGGCCUGGGUGCUGGCUUCCAAGGCCUCUGAAUUGUGCCAGUCCCUUGGAUAUCACCGAAUUGGUACUUUCGCGUCCGAUUCUGUUAGCAGCGCAGCGCGUAAACGAUUCCUUUUUUGGGUUGUAUACACACUUGACAAAAGCCUGUCGCUACGUUUAGGGCGGUCUUCUACCAUCCACGAGUCCGAUGUCACCGUUCCUGAUCCAUUAAGUGACGGUCCUAGCCACUCCCCAAUUUCCGCGUUCUUUGGACUGUGGGUCGUUGCGUCUCGGAUCCAAGGCCAGAUUUACGAGUUGCUUUACUGCCCACAAGCCGUUGCACAACCCGAAGCGGUAAGAAUGGCUCGGGUACAACUCUUACUAGGGCAGCUCGAUAAGCUUGAUGCCCUUACGGAUGAAACAUCAGCUAAGUGGGAGAGUGUCUUGCAGCAGGCAAGCCCUUGCGAGACGACUGAGUUUUUCAUUCUGUCAGAUGAAAUCGUCCGACUGUCGACACGUACACUUAUUCACAGGGCUGUGCCAAACCCUCCUGGGUCCCCAACAACCUUCACCGAAGACUGUAUCCUAGUUGCUAGGGAGACACUAGCGAAACAUCAGCGCUGCAUCGCUUUGGUAGAGAGCACCGCUGAACGUUUGUUCUCCACUUACAUGAAUUGGACAAUUCUAUUUGCCCCGUUCGCCCCGUUCAUUGUCAUUUUCUGUCAAGUUAUCGAGACUAGGGACAAAUCCGACCUGGCUCGUUUGGAAGCCUUUGUCAACUCGCUUCUCCCGCACAUUUCCGCGUCGGAAGCUGUGGAAAAACUCCGCCGCUUGUUCCAAGCGCUGUACAGCGUUGCGUCGCAGUAUGUUGAAUCCCAAACCGGGGCGCCCGGAGUUCAACAUCAAGCCAGUACAGUGGACACUUGCCUGGUUGCUCUGGGGUUCCCGGCACAGCCCAACCUAGGAUUACAAGAAGCGCCGUCCGUCCCCGCCGGGGAGGAAUCCGCCAGCGAGGCGGCGUUUCAGCGAGGUGUCAACCCCAUGAUAUGGAUGGGAACCGGUACCGAUCUAGAAGAUUGGUUUUACAGCAACCAGGAGAUGCUGAGCUUUCUGGGGGAUGACGUUUCGUAG
Molecule: messenger RNA, 1695 nt
Organism: Dichotomopilus funicola
Lineage: Eukaryota; Fungi; Ascomycota; Sordariomycetes; Sordariales; Chaetomiaceae
Product: fungal-specific transcription factor-like protein
Exons: 4
Coding region: 1-1695 (564 amino acids)
Biological process (GO): DNA-templated transcription
Molecular function (GO): zinc ion binding; DNA binding
Source: RefSeq, a predicted model, not a curated record